Sitophilus oryzae (rice weevil) is the source of this 675-nucleotide messenger RNA. RefSeq names its product signal peptidase complex subunit 3 (gene Spase22-23). The coding region runs from base 80 to 619 and encodes 179 amino acids. The transcript has 4 exons. Gene Ontology annotation, cellular component: signal peptidase complex; membrane. NCBI's taxonomy places the organism in Eukaryota, Metazoa, Arthropoda, Insecta, Coleoptera, Curculionidae. The record is from RefSeq and is a predicted model, not a curated record. Gene Ontology annotation, biological process: protein targeting to ER.
AAUCAAAUUAAUUAACCUAACUUUCUUUUCCGAAUAUUAUUGACGUGUCGAUUGGAAAAAAGUUUUUAAAUAAUUUAAUAUGCAUUCUGUAUUACAAAGGGGCAAUUCAAUAUUAGCUUAUACGCUUAGUUUUUUAGCUUUUCUAACGUUUUGCUGUUUUGUCUCAACAGUUUUUCUCAAUUACUCUACAGGAACUAACUUAAAAGCUGUUAAAGUUUUAGUGAAAAAUGUACCGGAUUAUAGUGCCUCAAGGGAAAAAAACGAUCUGGGUUUCUUAACAUUUGAUCUCAAAUCCGACUUGAGUAGUUUAUUUAAUUGGAAUGUCAAACAGCUUUUCUUGUAUCUAACAGCUGAAUAUAAAACUCCUAAUAAUGAACUCAAUCAGGUAGUCCUUUGGGAUAAAAUUAUUUUGCGAGGAGAAAAUGCUGUACUAGAUUUUAAAAAUAUGAAUACAAAAUAUUAUUUCUGGGAUGAUGGAAAUGGUUUGAAGGGAAAUAAAAAUAUAACACUCACUUUAUCCUGGAAUAUCAUACCAAAUGCAGGACUUCUACCAAAUAUUUUUGGUUCUGGAUCACAUUCCUUCCAAUUUCCUAUAGAAUAUACUACAUCAAGAAUGUAACAGUAACAUACUUAUUAUCUAAGUUUUUUUUUAAAUAAUAUAGUAUAUUAAAAAAA